UAGGUCAAUCAAUAUAUGAACCUUUUCCCAUAUGAGUCAACUCUCCCUACUAAAGAUAGUGCGCGUGUGGAAAAUCCUUUCAGUGCGCGGAAAAUUCGUGCCACCCCAAAGAUGUCGUCUGAUCAUUUAACGGUCGUGGAUGUUCCAGAAAAUCGCUUUGAUGAUGCGAUCCAUCAUUUAAAGUGGAAUUUCUUUUCUGACGAACCUUUGAAUCAUGCAGUAGGGCUAUGUGAGAAAGGAGAAAGCCAAUUCGAAUUGGAAAGACAUUGCUUGCUUACUUUAAAGCAAGGAUACUCAAGGAUGCUGGUGAAUCAAAAUGGAAUGAUAGCUGGUAUGGCUUUGAAUGGUAUCUUGAAGAAGGGAGAACGAGAAGAAGCUGAACGUCGUCUCGCAGAAUUAAAUGAUAAAAAAUUCAAAAUAAUUUUCGGGCUCCUCUACAAAGUUAACGAGAAAAUUGAUCUUUUUUCUAAGUACAAUGUAGAUGAAUUGUUCGAAUGUCGAAUACUUAGUAUAGAUGAGAACUUUCGUGGAAAAGGUUUGGCGAACAUACUAAUGGCAGACAGUAUAGAAACUGCAAGAAAUGCUGGUUUCAAGGUUUUCAAAGCUGAUGCUACAGGAAUGUUUUCGCAAAAAGUAUGCUUGAAACAUGGUUUCCAAGUUGAGGCAGAGAUUUUGUACACGGACCUCGAUGAAUCAAUCAGACCAACACCUCCUCAUGAAGCUUUAAAGCUAAUGGUGAAGAUAUUGAAUUAAAAAUAUAGUGAGAAACGAAAUUCAAUGUUAAUCUUGAAAAAUCUUUAAUAAGCAGACAAAGAUAUUACGAAAGAGCAGUAGUAUAAACUAUGUGUAUCGUUGUGUGACAAUAACACGUCUCUAAUGUAUGUUUGUCUCAAAGACGCAUUUAUAAAGUUCUUACAUCUAACUGCAAGGCGAAUCGUAUGCCUCUCUUAGAAAGUAUUAACGAUUUGAGGCAUAGAUUAUUACUCCUUGUCUGUGUUCUGAAUGGUGUGCUGUUAUUAAGAAAAAAAUAUACUUAUAUAUUAUAUAAAAUAUAUAUAUAUAUAUAUUGAGUUGACAAAUGCAAGAAUGAAAAUCCAUUUAAUAUUUUCUUCAUUGGACUUUUGUUCUGCAUUCUGCUAAUUCAAAACGAAACAAAGUGCUCUAAUUUACGUAGUAAAAGAUGUAUGAACAAAAUAAUUAUCUCUUCGUAUGUGGCAAAGAAAUAUAUCAACGAUAAAAUCUGAAACUGAAAUAAUGUGUCAAAUGUUGUAAUUUGACAUUUGUUAACUCUCUAGUUACAUUUCUAUAUAGUUCGCUGGUGGUAAACUGAAAGUAUAUUGUAUAUGUACACAAUAAACAACGUUGGAAGUGUUCGAUUGUGUACGCGUUUUUUUACAGCUACCAAUAAAGACUAACAGAACACGGAAUAGUUCUUGAUCCGUGUCUAACAAUUUUUUGAAAAUAGUGAUUUAGCUUAUGGUUACAGGAAUAACUGGAUGGGUCCAUAUGAGUAUAGAAUAAUAUUACAAAAAUUAUUAUUUUUGUUGACGUCACAUGUUACGAAAAUAUAUCACAAGUUAUUUUGUAAAAGUAAAUCUGCUAAAUAAAUAUUACAGUUUAUAAUGA
Messenger RNA from Apis mellifera (honey bee), 1626 nucleotides. Its product is annotated as dopamine N-acetyltransferase. The transcript is spliced from 3 exons. NCBI's taxonomy places the organism in Eukaryota, Metazoa, Arthropoda, Insecta, Hymenoptera, Apidae. The record is from RefSeq and is a predicted model, not a curated record. The coding region runs from base 16 to 753 and encodes 245 amino acids. Gene Ontology annotation, molecular function: N-acetyltransferase activity.